AGAGAGAGAAAUGUUGCGAACGAUUCUCCGAAGGGCGAUAGCGACGGGCCCAAGGUCCGAUGGCCCAUGGAGGCUGACGGCGACGGCGAGCUACUCGUCGUCUAAGGACACCAAGUCGACGAUGAAGAAGGCCAAGAAGAAUAUCAAGUCCAAAAAAGGCGAGGCCUCUGCCGCCGCAGACGACGAGUCGUACGACGGCCCCGACGCGGAUCUCUUCGACGACAAAGCUCGCGCUCGGCGGCUCCAGGCCGACGAGACCGAUCCCUCGCUCGACGUGGGGCCCAAUGGCCGACCUCUCUUCACUUCCACUCCGACGCUGGCUCAGCUCACCACCAUGGACACCUGCUCCUACUUCAAGUUCAAGACGGAGGAGUUGAACAAGGUGCUGCCGGAGGGUUUGCCGUUGGGGAUGGUGAGGGAGUUCGAGGAGGCAAUGCAGAGCGCCGUGCUUGUUCGCCGGAGCUUUCUCGAUCUCCGGGACAAUUUCCGGCGGGUUGUGGACCCGCCGUUGGGAUCAGCUAGUAGCAAAGGGGAAAAAGUUAAAAAACAGAUUGUCUUGGAUGGUCCUGUAAGCAGUGGAAAGAGUACGGCUCUUGCAAUGCUAGUUCAUUGGGCUCGAGAGGAAGGUUGGUUGGUUUUGUAUGUUCCCAGAGGCAAGGACUGGACUCAUGGAGGUUUUUUCUAUAAGAACCCACAAACAGGUCUUUGGGACACACCUGUUCAAGCUGAAAAUAUUCUCAAGGAUUUCCUAAAAUUUAAUGAAUCCCGUUUAAAACAAUUGUUGUGCCAAAUAUCUGAUCCUAUUCCAUUGGGAGAGGGAGCUGGUGUUGGAUGGAUGAAAGAUGGAAUUGAUUCCAUGGUGAUGCCUGAAGGUUCAACUCUGUAUGACCUGGUUGAUACAGGAAUCAAGCACACUCAUGCAGCUGUUGGAGUGGUUGUUCGUUUGAGGAAGGAGUUAUCUCUAGUGAAAGACAUCCCUGUGCUUAUUGCAAUUGAUCAGUAUAAUAACUGGUUUACGUUCAGUGAGUAUGAAGAGGCAGUAACUGUUCGUUCUACUCGACCAAUACACGCCAAAGAACUCGCUACGGUGAAGGCUUUUAGAUCUAUGAUCCAUGAUGACAUGAUGGUGGGUGCCUUCUCUCAUUCAACAGCAGUAGGAAAACUUCGUCAAGACUUGCCAGAUGUGCCCUCUGAUGCUCGCAUGAACUUACCUCGUUACACUUUAGAUGAAGCAGCAGCUGUUUGCCAUUACUACCUUAGACAGAGGCUUAUACGCCGGGAAGCUUUCUCAGAGGAAAAUUGCAAGAGAAUAUACUACUUGUCUAAUGGAAAUGGAGCAGAAAUGAGAUGGCUAGCUACUUUCAUGCGGGAGCAGUGACAGGUAGAAGAAAUUCUGUAACACAGUAUGAAAAGAAGACUCCAAUUGAAGAGCUGUUGUUUGCCUCACGGCCUCCUCAUUUUGAUCUUAUUCAUCCCUAUUUUCACUGUUUGUCCUUGAGUAACAGAAUCUCCUGUGUUCGUCAUUAAACUAGUUAGAUCAAUUCUCAUAGGCCAACAAGAUAAAGUGUCUGAAGACAUUGUACCAUAGGUAGAUCAGAUCACAGUUUUGUAUUUUUGGUUGUCUAUCUAUAUAAUUCCAUAAUUAACUUUUUCA
This is a messenger RNA of Fragaria vesca subsp. vesca, 1654 nucleotides long. RefSeq lists its product as uncharacterized. The transcript has 7 exons. NCBI's taxonomy places the organism in Eukaryota, Viridiplantae, Streptophyta, Magnoliopsida, Rosales, Rosaceae. The coding region runs from base 11 to 1378 and encodes 455 amino acids. The record is from RefSeq and is a predicted model, not a curated record. Gene Ontology annotation, cellular component: mitochondrial small ribosomal subunit. Gene Ontology annotation, molecular function: structural constituent of ribosome.